CACGUCACGUGACGUCCAGAAGCUGCGGGCAGGGGAAGCCGUCCGCCAUUGAUCCCCCGCCCCGGCGCUGGCGCCCUCCGCGCACGAUGGCUUCCCCCGAAUGAAGGGCGCUGCGGCCGGACCGCGGGGAACCGGCGAAGGCGCAGACGACGCCCGGACACCGUCCCCAGCUCCGGUCGGCCGCCCGGUCCGGCUCCCGGAAGCAGCCCGUUGCUAGGCAACCGCGUCGCUCCAGCGGGGAGGGGCGGGGCGUGCGGAGGGUCUGCAUGGACCAGUACUGCAUCCUGGGCCGCAUCGGGGAGGGCGCGCACGGCAUCGUCUUCAAGGCCAAACACGUGGAGACUGGGGAGAUCGUGGCCCUCAAGAAAGUGGCCCUGCGGCGGCUGGAGGAUGGCAUCCCCAACCAGGCCUUGCGGGAGAUCAAAGCCCUGCAGGAGAUCGAGGACAAUCAGCACGUGGUGCAGCUGAAGGCCGUGUUCCCGCACGGCGCAGGCUUUGUGCUGGCCUUCGAGUUCAUGCUGUCGGAUCUGGCCGAGGUGGUGCGCCACGCCCAGAGGCCCCUGGGCCAGGCACAGGUCAAGAGCUACCUGCAGAUGCUGCUCAAGGGUGUGGCAUUCUGCCACGCCAACAACAUCGUGCAUCGGGACCUGAAACCGGCCAACCUGCUCAUCAGUGCCUCAGGCCAGCUCAAGAUAGCAGACUUUGGCCUGGCCCGGGUCUUCUCCCCAGAUGGCAGCCGCCUCUACACACACCAGGUGGCCACCAGGUGGUAUCGAGCCCCGGAGCUCCUGUAUGGUGCCCGCCAGUAUGACCAGGGCGUCGACCUGUGGGCUGUGGGCUGCAUCCUGGGGGAAUUGUUGAACGGAUCCCCUCUCUUCCCUGGGGAGAAUGACAUCGAGCAGCUUUGCUGUGUGCUUCGAAUCCUGGGCACCCCCAGUCCUCAAGUCUGGCCGGAGAUCACGGAGCUGCCCGACUACAACAAGAUCUCGUUCAAGGAGCAGGCACCUGUGCCCCUGGAGGAGGUGCUGCCCGACGCGUCUCCCCAGGCCCUGGACCUGCUGGGGCUGUUCCUCCUUUACCCUCCGCGCCAGCGCAUCUCAGCCUCCCAGGCCCUCCUGCAUCAGUACUUCUUCACGGCUCCCCUGCCUGCCCACCCCUCGGAGCUGCCGAUUCCCCAGCGCCCAGGGGGACCCACCCCCAAGGCCCACCCGGGCCCCCCCCACGUCCAUGACUUCCACGUGGACCGGCCUCUCGAAGAGUCACUGUUGAACCCGGAGCUGAUUCGGCCCUUCAUCCCUGAGGGCUGACGCUGGGCCCGCCCUGCCGUCCUGUCCCCCAGAGCCCCCUGGGCUUCUUGUUUCUCUGCUGGGCCUGACCCGACCUCCUGUGGCCUCCACACAGCCUCACCAGGUCCACCCCUCACCUGGUCUGCUCCCAGGCUGGGGAUGAGGACAUCUGGCUCCAGCAGAGAGGACCUACAGCCGGUGCUGUUGUCCUCCCAUGUGCGUGCUGCCAGCUGACCCAUCAGAGGGAGACCGUGAGCUCUGUGGCUGUGGCUGUGGCUGCCGUGGUGCUGGUUGUCCAGGCCCUGACUUCCCGGUCAGGGAUGGCCCUGGUGGGGCCAUCUAGGGGAGCGGAGAGUGUAAGGUGUCCUCACGUGGGAACACGAGUGGGAGGGCAGCUUUGUUUGAUUUUGUUUUCAGAGGCAUUGAAGGCUAGUUCACUUUGGAGGUUUAUCGUAAAAAGCCCAGGUAGUUCUGCCUGGUGUCAGCCCUCCUCCAUUCCUACCGAGGGAAGUGGCCAAGGUGGCAGUCAUCAUUUCCUGGCCCUUGUUUCUCUGUGGUCACCAGGAAUGCGGCUCCAUUCACGGCUCCUCCGGUCCUGGGGGCUUCAUGCAGUGGGGCUCCCAUUUGGAGGUGCAGUGGCAGGAUUCAAGCCCCAGGAUGGCUCAGGUUGGGGACCGAUCAGGGUCAAGCCACUUACCAGCAUCUCUACCCUGAGGACAAGGGUGAGCCAGGACCAGACGUGCCACCUCCUUACUCAGGUACAGAGCAAGUGAGGAGAUAGGCAUUCUUGGAAGUCAUUUGUUAAUUCAGUAAAUCCGAAUAUUUAAGCCCA
Messenger RNA from Neofelis nebulosa (Clouded leopard), 2118 nucleotides. It is a transcript of the gene CDK20, whose product is annotated as cyclin dependent kinase 20. The transcript is spliced from 8 exons. Gene Ontology annotation, biological process: protein phosphorylation. Gene Ontology annotation, molecular function: ATP binding; cyclin-dependent protein serine/threonine kinase activity. NCBI's taxonomy places the organism in Eukaryota, Metazoa, Chordata, Mammalia, Carnivora, Felidae. Bases 267 to 1307 code for a protein of 346 amino acids. Gene Ontology annotation, cellular component: nucleus. The record is from RefSeq and is a predicted model, not a curated record.